AUGAAUUCUUCCUUCUGGUCACAGAGAGAUGUUAACAGACCUGACUUACUCUGUGGGAGGUCAGCUGACUACCUUGUCAAAAAGGAACAUUUCCCCAUGCUUGUGUGUUCCACUAUUGUCUUGGGAGGGUUUUUGAGGAUAUGUUUAAAGAAUUCGGAAGUCAUUGUCUUGACAAUUCUUUCUCUAUCAGGAUUUGUGAUAGGACAACUGGCCUACCAUUUGGUUGAGGUGCACCAAAUUGUCUACCCUCUUCUAAGAACACCAAGCUUUUCACUUUUUUCUUAUUUUUUGCCUAUAAUUAUAUUUAUGGCUGCCUUGGAAGUGGACUUUUAUAUACUCAAGAAUAUAAUUUGGCAGGUCUUGCUAACUGGAUUAAUUAGCUUUUCUACAGCAUUCAUCAUAAUUGGAUAUGUGGUCCUGAAAUUCAAUGUAGAUUCGUGGGGUUUGCAGUCUUGCCUCCUGUUUAGCAUCAUCCUCGGCAUUACAGACCCUCUUUACUCUGUGAACUCCCUGAGAACUAUCGGGGUCUCUAAAAUGUAUACUGAUAUCAUUAGAGGAGAAUCACUGGUCAUUUGUGGUUUCACAGCCAUCUUUUUUGGAAUUUUUCGGAGCAGCCCAAUGCACAUUACUCUGUUUAGAGAGUUGCACGUAGUCAUGGGACUCGUCUUGGACAUCUUUGGAAGUAUAAUCUGUGGAUACUGGUGUGCACGAAUCAUCCAGUUCAUACUGACUGACCUUUUUAGCAAUACGCUGACUAACGUCAUUCUUUGCUUUUCAAUGGUGUACAUGACCUUCUUCGUUGUGGAAUUUUUCGGAAUGUCAGGCAUUGUUGCUUUAAUCACUGUUGGACUGAAUUUGGAUUCCUUAAGCUUUAAACCAAGGAUGGAGUUCAUAAUUACGAAGUUCUUAGUGAUGUUGUCAUCUGUGUACCAACAUUUAAUAUACACUUUCUUUGGCAUCGUGAUUGGAUGUGGAGAAACAAAAUAUUUUGGCUUUCACACUGUGGUUUUUAUGUCCAUCUUAUUUGCAACAGUAAACUUUGUAAGGUUGCUUACUGUUUUCCUAGUGAGCCCUAUUUUGAUGUACUGGAGUUAUGAGUACAACUGGCGAUGGGGAGUUGUUAUCACCUGGUCUGGAAUUAAAGGCGUUUUCAGCAUACUCCUGGCUCCCGAUGUUUAUAAUCUGGCUGAAAAGAAAGUGAAGGCACCACACAUGUUUGUAUUCUACGUACAAGUAAUAUCCUUAUUGACGAUGGGCAUAAAUUCAUACAUGAUGAGUCAGUGUGCCAGGACAUUAGGUCUGUGUGCUAUUUCCCUCCCGAGACAAAUGGCCAUGCAAAAUGCCUUUCAGCACAUACAGGAGAUCAUUCAGAACACAAUAACUUUGUUUAAAACAGAAAAAAUUUUGACAAGUGUUAACUGGGUCUUAGUAGAAGAAAAAACAAGGAUGGAAUACGUGACUCCCUCUUCCCAUGUUUCAAAAGAUGGAAAAGAGCAAGAGGAAUCCCCAACAGAUGAAGUUCUAAUAGAAGAAGCCAGGUUGCAUGUAGCCAUAAUACAAAUGAGUAGCUUUGAAAAACAGUGUAAUGAUGGGAUCCUUGGAACAGAGGCGGCCCGGAUAUUAAUUGGUGCAACGAAAAGCUAUUGUCCCAUCCAAGGAAAAUUCAUGAGUAUUUAUGAUGUUUCAACUUAUGUAAGAGCUAGAAGUUGGCUUAUGAAGUUUAAAAACAUGUUAACCUACUUGGAAUAUCAUAAAGAAAAGACACCAUAUCUUCUACCUGGGAGUAAUAAAUUUCUGAUUUUUGUAUAUCACAUUGUAUUUUCGGAAGAAUUUGAAUAUGCAGGACAUAUUGUAGCAUUAAUGUAUAUUUACCCUCUAAUAAUACAUCUGUGGCCAAUGGCAAGAGAGUUAAAUGUGCCUGCACUGAUGUCAUUAAACUACUAUUAUAUGUUUUUAUGUAUAUUAGAAUCAUCAUUGAAGAUAAUAAUUAUGAAAAGGAAAUAUUUUCAACAACAUUGGAAUAUUCUGGAAUUUCUCAUCAUAGUUGUUGGAAUUGCAGAUAUAAUUUGUAUAUACUUUGUCAGACUGAGACCAGACAAUUUGCUUCUUAUUCAGUUCACAGUAAUGAUAGGAUUUUUAAGAAUAAUUAGAUUUCUACCUAUCUUCAAGGUAAUAAUACCAAUACUGAUAAAGAUAGCAGAAGUGCAGGUCAAGAAGCGCCUCAGUCUGAUGUACAAUAUCACCAAAGGAUAUGUCAAAAGUCAGGAAGAUGCCAAACUUCUAGUAAGACAAAUUUCUGGCCGCGAAUCUAUAUACCAGAAAUUAUAUGAAAUUUUGGAAACCAACAAACGAGAUGCUGUGAAAGAACUAGGACUCAUAGAGCACGAGGGUCGUGAUGUUGUCAUUGCUCUGAAGACUAAGCAGGCAAUUCGGAAUGUGAUCGCUAAGGCUCUGAAGAAUCUCACCUUUCUUUGGUCAAGAGGCAUUAUCGAUAAACACGAGGGCAUUGAGAUGAAUAAGGUCCUUCUUACAAAAAUAAAAGCACUGAAUAACUUUCCAAUGGCAAUCCCACCCCCUACUCCUGACAAAUACCUUCCGAACAUCAUUUGGUUGGAAAAUAAAGAUGUUCUCAUUGAGUUCUUCAAGGAAAGAACCAAACUCGCGUAUUUUGACUACGGAGAUGUCAUCUGCAGGGAAGGUGAAAUGCCACAAGGAAUCUACUUAAUUAUUUCAGGAAUGGCAAGUCUGCACAGUUCGUCUCCUACCUUUGGAAUAGACAGUAGCCUGAGGCCCGAUAGGGAGUCCAAAACCCUGUUUACCGAGUACUGUACCAGUGGGGAUGUGCUGGGAGAGCUGAGCUGCCUGCUGAAGCGUGAGAUCGAAUACACUGCCAUCUGCGAAACGAUUCUACAGGCCUUUUUCAUCUCCCUGGAGGAUUUAUAUGAAGGCUUUGAUGUCUUCUGGCCGUCGCUGGAAUAUAAAAUAUGGCUAAAGCUUGCUCUUGAUACUGCCUGUCAGUAUUUUGAAUCAAGUCUGGUGGAUGAGGACUUGAAGUUUCAGAAGUGUGUGCUGCACAAUCAUGCCUAUGUGGAGACUUUAUCGAGCUACAAUGAACUGGCUAUCAAUAACGUGACCAUGAAAUUCGUUAUUAUUGUGUAUGGCAGUGUAAUCAAUACUAAGACAGAGGAGCCGUAUUUUGCACCGUACAUCAUACCAAAAACCUGUGAGCAGGUUCAGGGAACUUCAGAUUUAAGCAAAGUGCUGAUAAUCCUAGCGUCUGAUCCUGACAAAAAUGAAAAUGACUCCAAAUUCAGGGGUAAGGGGUAGCACUUGA
Molecule: messenger RNA, 3334 nt
Organism: Lepus europaeus (European hare)
Lineage: Eukaryota; Metazoa; Chordata; Mammalia; Lagomorpha; Leporidae
Gene: SLC9C2
Product: solute carrier family 9 member C2 (putative)
Exons: 25
Coding region: 1-3327 (1108 amino acids)
Biological process (GO): proton transmembrane transport
Cellular component (GO): membrane
Molecular function (GO): sodium:proton antiporter activity
Source: RefSeq, a predicted model, not a curated record